Messenger RNA from Oncorhynchus keta (chum salmon), 4496 nucleotides. Its product is annotated as occludin. Gene Ontology annotation, biological process: bicellular tight junction assembly; snRNA transcription by RNA polymerase II; positive regulation of transcription elongation by RNA polymerase II. Gene Ontology annotation, cellular component: bicellular tight junction; membrane; transcription elongation factor complex. The transcript is spliced from 8 exons. NCBI's taxonomy places the organism in Eukaryota, Metazoa, Chordata, Actinopteri, Salmoniformes, Salmonidae. Gene Ontology annotation, molecular function: cis-regulatory region sequence-specific DNA binding. Bases 290 to 1930 code for a protein of 546 amino acids. The record is from RefSeq and is a predicted model, not a curated record.
AGGGUUGGGCAGUCAACCAAGGUCCUUGGAAAGCACAACAAAGCACUUGUUCACAGACACAGAACCGUCUCUGCGCGUGGGACGGGACGAAAGAGAGAGCCACCACAACUAAAGCAGGUCACUAAUAAACAGGUUCAUUUCGUUGCUGAGUUUAUUUCAACCUCUCUGGUCUACAUCUUCACGGAUACAAAGUAAACUCGCAAAACGACGGCGUUUUCGGUACUGCGUUAAGCGCCAACAACCGUCAGUUUUUUUCUUUUAAUUUCAGGUCCCUGCCAAUCUUUGAGAGAUGUUUGAGAAGCAGCGUUACGACAGCCCUCCCGUCUACAGUCCUCCAUACAGCCCGGAAUCCAAUGGCUACGGCCCCCCACAAAGCUACCACCCGCCCAGGAGUGAGUUUGACCCAUACCCACCCCCACCGGGCUCCUACUACAUGGAAGAGAAGCCCCAACACUUCUACAAGUGGAUCUCUCCUCCUGGCAUCGUCAAGGCCAUGUUUGGCACAAUCAUAGUGCUCUGUGUGGGGAUCUUUGCCUGUGUGGCCUCCACCCUUGUCUGGGACAUGCAGUACGGGAUGGGGGGGAUGGGCUCCUACGGCGGAGGGAUGGGCUACGGUGGCGGUUAUGGGGGAAUGGGAGGCGGCUAUGGCUCCAGCUAUGGCUCUGGCUAUGGAGGAGGCUAUGGAGGAGGCUAUGGUAACUAUGGUAGCUCCUAUCCGACACCUUACUCGGCCAAAACAACCAUGAUAGCUAUGGCGGCCAUCAACUUCUUUGUGGCGCUGGGAUUCUUCGUGGCCAGUUUCUCUAAAUCGACCACGUUCAGGAGCAGGAAGUUCUUCCUGGUGGUUCUGGUGGUCAGUGUCAUCAUGGCUGUCAUCCAGGGUAUCAUCACCAUUGUGUACGUCGUAGGGGUUAACCCUAUGGCACAGAGCUCUCAGAACAUGAUGUACAACCCUAUGCUGAUGAUGUGCCAGAACCUGUACGGAAGCAGCUAUUCUAAUAUGGGUGGAGUGGGUGGUUUCGGCAUGUAUAACCAGUACCUCUAUCACUACUGCUACGUGGACCCACAAGAGGGUGUAGCCAUGGUGUGUGGCUUCCUGGUUACCGCUGCCUUGGUCGUGGCUGCUUUCUUCUCCCACAAAACCAGAGGCAAGAUCUGGCGCUACGGCAAGCCAAACAUCUACUGGGAACAGCCCCCUGAGACUGGAGGACUAGUUUCUGAAGGCAGAGAUGUGAAGGACUGGGUGAACAAUGUAGAGGACGGACAAAGUACUCAGGGUGCACCUACCGUGGUGCUGUCAGAGAAGUCCGUCCCCCUCAACGCCUCAGCCAAUAGCAUCAUCUCCUACCCGACCAAGGCUGACAGCAGGGUGUACACUGGAGACGCCUACAAUGAUGACGUGUAUUCAGAGCAUCGGUCUAUCCUUCCCUCGGACCAGCCCUCCCAGGGGGCAAGUUCCAGCCCCUCUGAGGAGGCAGGUGGGGUCAGGAAGCCCUCUGCCAACAGGGGGAAGAGGCGCCGGCGCAACCCUGAGCUGGAUGAAUCACAGUACGAAACAGAGUACACCACUGGAGGAGAGACUGGCAACGAACUGGACCCAGAGGAGUGGGAGAGCGUCUACCCAGAGAUAACGUCAGACGGCCAGCGUCAGGAGUACAAGAGGGAGUUUGAUGCCGACCUGAGGGAGUACAAACAUCUGUGUGCUGAGAUGGAUGACAUCAGUGACCAGAUGAACAAACUCAGCAGGCAGCUGGACACACUGGACGAGACCUCCGCCCAGUACCAGGUUAUGGCAGAGGAAUAUAAUCGACUGAAAGACCUUAAGAGGACACCAGACUACCAGGCUAAGAAGCUGGAGUGUCGCAAGUUGAGACACAAACUGUUCCAUAUCAAACGUGUGGUCAAGGCCUACGACAAGAGCCUUUCUUAAAGCCAAGCUCUCCCUCCAACCCUAUCCACCCCCUCUGUCGUCAUGACAACACCACACUCCUGGACUAAGAAUAUGCAGAACACUAAGAAUAUGCAAAACACUAAGAUUAUGUAGAAUGUUGAAAACCAAAGCUCCCUUCUUGGCAUUCACACACACGCACACACACACACAUUCAUGACAUGGUUAUGUGAUUCCUUCUGCCUCGAUUAAUUUCAGACCAGUUCUCUUCUCUAUGUGGAUUGCUUCACAGACACUAUCGUACACUGUGGGGUUGAAAGACUAUAUUCAUAAUACUUCACACGUAACACACAGCCCACUAGCACUGCCAUAUUCCUAACUGUGCCUAGUAAGUAACAUUGUUGUACAUGCUUGCCUUGAAACACAGCAGUCUAUUUGACUGAAUGGGUGUGGUUAUAAAAGGUUACUUCAAUGUCGUUUCACCUGAGGUCGUCUGUGAUAGAGGCAUUGGGCCUUUUGCUGGUUCCUGUUUGCAUUGUUUUAUCUCCACAGAUAAGGCAGUAUCGUAGAAAAGGUCGAGUCACAUUGCUGAGUAUGCAUCAAUCCUACUAGAACAAACCCGUGCUGUGUGCUUCAAGCACUCCACAAAAGAAAGCUAAAAUCCCCUCUGUUUUCUCUUAAAAAGGACUGAAUUCCACCAAAUAUUAUGAUAGUUGGAGGACCUGCAGUAUGUGAACACUCUCUGAGCUGCCGUAAAUUCAUCCUGGUUAUCUACCCGGAUUUCAGAGCACUCUAGUCUUUGUGUCAGAGCGCAAAUAACUGACAUCAGAUGAACAUGACUGGUGUCAGUUAACGUCGGUAAAAAAGAAGGGAAAAUGUGUAAUUAAAUUGUUGCCAGCAGCACAGUUACAGUCACCAACGCACCAGGGUAACAUGAAAACAGCAUAACCAGCUCUGUCAGGGCGAGUCAAGUGGUCAGAGGGAGGUGUUCUAGCGUUUGUGUCUGGAAGUAGCUAGCAAGCUAGGCAACGUUAGUUUGGGAGCUUGACUGCCAUUGGGAGGUCAGAACGCACGGAACAACCGUAGUCCUCGGGCCACAGCGUCCAGUGCGCUUCUCUGAACGCUCGGACGAGAGCGAAACGCUCUGAAUGUACGAACUGACAACACCACACUCUGAACGUACUCGGCCAUUACAGAUUGAAUUUACAAACUGACACUCUGACAACACCGCACUCUAAAUUUACUCGGGCAUUACAGAUUGAAUUUAGGAACUGACACUCUGACAACACCACACUCUGAACGUACUCGGCCAUUACAGAUUGUAUUUACGAACUGACACUGACAACACCACACUCUGAACAUACUCGGCCAUUACAGAUUGUAUUUACGAACUGACACUGACAACACCACACUCUGAACAUACUCGGCCAUUACAGAUUGUAUUUACGAACUGACACUGACAACACCACACUCUGAACAUACUCGGCCAUUACAGAUUGUAUUUACGAACUGACACUCUGACAACACCACACUCUGAACGUACUCGGCCAUUACAGAUUGUAUUUACGAACUGACACUCUGUUGUGUAUUGCCAUGACAACCUCAAUGUGGUGUUUGAGAAAAGUCGGGCUAUGUUUGCAACAUUGUCAGUGAAAUUACUAUUGUACCGUGUCUGCAGAUAAUUUCCAAUAUCACCAUCUAGACUUCUUCUAAAUCUGUUGUCCAUUGUGAUUAACUGUAUAUUUUGUAUAUAUUUUGGAGUUAAACAGGAUUUAAAUGGUAUUUACUAAUAACACAGGAUCAAGAGGAACAAAACGUUUUUGUAUUUGUCCUAUGCAUUCUUCAUGUUAGGAGCCGUCUGUAUGAAUUCCUGCCAUGUUCACGCGCCAGUCAGAACUAGGAAACGCUGACAUUUCCCACUCGUUAUCUGGUUUGAACGCAGCACGUCUGUAACUUCAAACAGUUAGCAAGUCGGACAUUUCUGAGUUUCCUAGUUCUGAUUAGUACAUGAACGCGGCAAUAUAGUGACAUUUUGGUCAUUGUGUACUUACUGAAGAGACAAAUGAACUGUUGUCCAGGGUGUUUUCUCAGUGGUCAUUCACAAUGCACUGAUGCUAUGCACAUAUUAAUUAACCAAUGACAGGGGCAGUAUUUUAUGAACAAUGUUUGUCUCAUCAUGUGCUCUUUAAACACUGUGGGAAGCAUGCAUCAAUGUGGUAAAUGUAUCAAUAAGCUCAACUCGGUUUUGAUUGGAUUUUUCUGCUGUGAUAUAAUGAUUACCUGUUGAUUUAUUAUGUGUUGUUGUCCCUGCUCUGCUAAUACACACCUUCUGCAAGGUAAUGCUUCUCAAUGUCAGUUAGAAAAUUAUUUACAGCUAUUUGGAUUAUUUGUCAUUCAUUUGUAUUUUCUAUGUUUGAAUUGAUGAGUUUUAUGGAGAACAGAUUUUUGUCUCCCCCCCCCCUCAUUUAUGAGUCUUAUUUUUAUAUGAAUGUAUUUCCUUUCAUGUUACUGUAAAAUCUCUUGUAAAAAGGCAUAAUUUCUAAAACGUGUUGGUUUUCAUGAAAAAAAAUAAACUUCUGUAAUUCUUUAACAACGGUAAUGUAACAAA